AUGACCUUCCCUGGCACCAGUUUGAGAUAUGCCCGUGUGGACUUCGGCACUUCCAACGGUGUAACAGCUGCCCAUUCCCUCAAUGGACAGCCUUUCCAUGGAGUCCCUCUAACAGUGUCAGUGACUGACCCUGUAGCGGCUAAUGCCUCUGCCACUGCCGCGGCUCCCUUGCCUAACCUUGGUGUCCCAGCGGCUCAACAGCUGACCGCUUCAGUUACUAGUAUCCGCCCACAACCAGGCGUUGGAGUCACGACUGUUGGUGGAGGGGUGAGGGACUCAGGCGAGGAGAUGAUCUUGAAGAGGACGGUGUACGUAUCGGGACUGGCGAACCAAGUUACAUUAGAGGAAGUACAGGGAAUGUUCGGCCAUUUUGGGGAGAUCAAGGAAUCUUCCAUAGACGUGUCACCCUAUGACCAAUGCCAGUUUGCAUUGGUAGAGUUCCAGAAUGAGGCCGCGGCCCAG
Molecule: messenger RNA, 462 nt
Organism: Perkinsus marinus ATCC 50983
Lineage: Eukaryota; Perkinsozoa; Perkinsida; Perkinsidae
Exons: 7
Molecular function (GO): RNA binding
Source: RefSeq, a predicted model, not a curated record